GGCUCAACUCAAUAAAAUUUGAGAGAAGAAAUCUCGUUUUAACUAUUUGUUUUGCCGUGAUAUUCAAGAGGAGUUAAAGACAAACUCUAUUCUUCGGGAGUUGGCUCAAGUACUCCUUGGCUUGUUCUUAUUUCAACAAUGGCUAAGAAAUCUGUGAAGUACUAUGUGGUUGACGCAUUCACUGAUUCAGCGUUUAAGGGAAACCCUGCAGCAGUGUGUUUCUUAGAAGAGGAGAGGGAUGAAGAGUGGUUGCAAGCUGUUGCCACCGAGUUCAAUGUCCCUGUCACCUGUUACUUAACUCGCAUUGCCGAGUCCCAUCACAACCUUAACUCGUUCCGUGGAACCUCUAACAUUCCACGUUUUCACCUCAGAUGGUUUACUCAUACUAAUGAGGUUAAACUUUGUGGCCAUGCCACGUUAGCGGCUGCACACACACUAUUUUCGUAUGGUUUGGUGAAUUUCAAUAUUAUUGAGUUUUUUACUGCAUCUGGGGUACUAACUACCAAAAAGAUCCCACCGAUCAAUAACUGUACCAGUGGCUCAAACUUGCAAAAUGGGGUGGCUCGGGAUGGAUUUUAUAUUGAGUUAGAUCUUCCUGCUCACCCUAUCAUAGAAUUCAACUGUGAUGAGUCUUCACAAAUUUCCGGGGCAUUGAAUGGUGCUUCCAUUGUUGAUAUAAAGAGGACACUAAUUGGAGAUGACAUACUUGUUGUUGUCACAUCUGGAGAAAAUGUGACAGAAGUACAGCCACAAUUUGAUGCAAUAAGUAAAUGUCCUGGAAGGGGGAUCAUUGUUUCGGGGAUUGCUCCUCCAGGGUCCGGAUUUGACUUCUAUAGUCGAUUCUUCUGCCCGAAAGAUGGAGUCAAUGAGGAUCAUGUGUGUGGGAGUGCACAUUGUGCCUUGGCAUCCUACUGGAGCAAGAAGCUGGGGAAGUGUGAUUUCAAUGCUUAUCAGGCAUCACCCAGAGGGGGAAUUCUCAAUAUUCAUCUUGAUGAGCAAAACAAAAGAGUGCUUUUGCGUGGGAAGGCAGUUAUAAUGAUGGAAGGGUGUGUUCUGGUUUAGUCCUGUUCCUAGCACUGAAGAAUAUGAAGUUGUGAACUGUCUUGGUUGAUACUAUAGCAUAUAAACAAAGUGACGUGUAAACACUAUUUUGUCUCUGUCUUUUUGUUUUUUCUUUAUUUUUUGGGUCUUGAAUCAUUGGAUGCUGGACUUGUACCCCUGGUUUGAAUAUUUUAGGCAUAUUUUCGUUGGGGUUUCAUUAUGGACCCUCUACUUAGUUGGGGAAGGAGCUCAAAGCUACUAUAAACAAAUAAAGUUGUUGGAUUCUUGUCUCCAUGUUUGGAAAACAAUAAUGAUAUACAGGAGGAAAAUUGUGUGAAAUAGCAA
Molecule: messenger RNA, 1386 nt
Organism: Glycine soja
Lineage: Eukaryota; Viridiplantae; Streptophyta; Magnoliopsida; Fabales; Fabaceae
Exons: 7
Coding region: 139-1062 (307 amino acids)
Biological process (GO): biosynthetic process
Cellular component (GO): cytoplasm
Molecular function (GO): isomerase activity
Source: RefSeq, a predicted model, not a curated record